AGGGCCGGUUUGCGCGCUCCCGUGCGCGCACCCCUCCUGUCUGGCAUCCGGUCCAGCCCCGCUCUGUCCGCUGACUCAGUGCCUUAGCAGCAUCACGUCUCACCUGGACGGAGAAGCGAACCUUCCGCGGAGAAGCAGCAGCCAUGAACACGGCGAGCGCGUACAAGGAGAAGAUGAAGGAGCUGUCAGUCAUCUCCCUCAUCUGCUCGUGCUUCUACCCGGAGACACGUAACAAGCUGGCGCCCGACUUGGAAGACAUGGAGGUGAAGCCCAUAAACAAGCGCGCCUCGGGCCAGGCCUUCGAGGUCAUCCUGAAGCCGCUGUCCCCACUGUCCGACGUCGCCCACAGCCUGCCCUCACCCCCAAAGAGGGACAUCUCACUUGAUGACAUCGAGAAGAAACUGGAGGCUGCUGAAGAACGGAGAAAGUUCCAGGAGUCGCAGGUGCUGCGUACCCUGCAGGAAAAGAGGGAGCACGAGAGGGAUGUGCUGCUGAAGGCCAUGGAGGAAAACAGCAACUUCAGCAGGAUGGCUGAGGAGAAGCUGCAGCUGAAGAUGGAGCAGAACAAGGAGAACCGCCAGGCACUUCUGGCCGCCAUGAUAGAGCGCCUCCAGGAGAAGGAGAGACACGCAGCUGUGGUGCGGCGGAACAAAGAGCUGCGGGAGUAGCGGGGAGCAACCGCCACGCACACCAGUCCUGACUCUCAUUCAUCCAUCCACCACCCUCCCCGACAUCCCACCGCUCUGUCCCUUGAUAGAACCGACCCCGGAGGACCCACUGCUCACAACACACCACAAACUAUCAGUAUUACACACUUUCAUCUCACUCUGGAGAGCUCCAGCCAUGAAAUGGGAAAUGCAAGAAUCUGUCUAUCUAUCUAUCUAUCUAUCUGUCAUUUAAUUUCUCCAGACUUUGGUGUCGGAAUGAAACGUGGGCCACCUGCUGAUCCUUCAGAAUUGGCUCCAAAAGCAGCCUCGGCUUCAGAACUCUGUGCUGGGUUCCCGGGAGAAGGUGGACACGCUCACAGAUGAUCCUCGGAUCCCAUUGAAUCCACGGUUACGAGCUGAACUGGUGUGUUUGGAAUCAUAUUUUGAACCAGUACCGUGCAUUACCAUGUCUUGGAUGGUAGGUUGCGCUGUUGUGCCGACUUUCCGGCGGAAAAGCAAAUUAGGCCUGGGUCUGCUCUCAGAGGGAAUUGAACCGAGGACCAUCGAAACCUGCCCGCGUCCUCUGCUGCUUGUGUUUCCCCUCUUCAUAUAUUUCUCUGUGAAAGCUUUGCUGAAUAAAGGUUUGGGGGUCUGAGAACAUGUCA
This is a messenger RNA of Synchiropus splendidus (mandarinfish), 1312 nucleotides long. RefSeq names its product stathmin 2a (gene stmn2a). Gene Ontology annotation, biological process: regulation of microtubule polymerization or depolymerization; microtubule depolymerization; neuron projection development. Gene Ontology annotation, molecular function: tubulin binding. Lineage: Eukaryota; Metazoa; Chordata; Actinopteri; Syngnathiformes; Callionymidae. The record is from RefSeq and is a predicted model, not a curated record. Gene Ontology annotation, cellular component: growth cone; cytoplasm; neuron projection. The transcript has 5 exons. Bases 144 to 668 code for a protein of 174 amino acids.